Contarinia nasturtii (swede midge) is the source of this 1829-nucleotide messenger RNA. RefSeq names its product actin, indirect flight muscle-like. The transcript is spliced from 2 exons. The record is from RefSeq and is a predicted model, not a curated record. NCBI's taxonomy places the organism in Eukaryota, Metazoa, Arthropoda, Insecta, Diptera, Cecidomyiidae. Gene Ontology annotation, biological process: mitotic cytokinesis. The coding region runs from base 1 to 1131 and encodes 376 amino acids.
AUGUGUGAUGAUGAUGCAGGAGCAUUAGUUAUUGACAAUGGAUCGGGCAUGUGCAAAGCCGGAUUCGCUGGUGAUGAUGCACCACGUGCCGUAUUUCCAUCAAUUGUUGGACGACCACGUCACCAAGGUGUGAUGGUUGGUAUGGGCCAAAAGGAUUGCUAUGUCGGCGACGAAGCUCAAAGCAAACGUGGUAUUUUAACACUAAAAUACCCAAUCGAACAUGGUAUCAUUACCAAUUGGGAUGAUAUGGAGAAAAUCUGGCAUCAUACAUUCUACAAUGAAUUACGUGUAGCGCCCGAAGAGCAUCCAGUAUUGCUCACUGAAGCUCCAUUGAAUCCAAAGGCCAAUCGUGAAAAGAUGACCCAAAUCAUGUUUGAAACAUUCAAUUCACCGGCCGUUUAUGUUGCCAUCCAAGCUGUGCUGUCAUUGUACGCAUCCGGUCGUACAACUGGUAUUGUUUUGGAUUCGGGUGAUGGUGUCUCACACACCGUCCCAAUCUAUGAAGGUUAUGCAUUGCCACAUGCCAUUCUCCGUUUGGAUUUAGCCGGACGUGAUUUAACGGAAUUCUGCAUGAAAAUUCUCACCGAACGUGGUUAUUCAUUUACCACCACCGCCGAACGAGAAAUUGUUCGCGAUGUGAAGGAGAAAUUGUGCUACGUUGCAUUGGACUUUGAACAAGAAAUGGGAACAGCAGCUGCAUCAUCAUCGCUUGAAAAGUCAUAUGAAUUGCCCGAUGGUCAAGUCAUUACCAUUGGCAAUGAGCGUUUCCGUUGCCCAGAAGCAUUGUUCCAACCAUCAUUCUUGGGCAUGGAAUCGGCCGGUAUCCAUGAGACUGUCUACAAUUCAAUCAUGAAGUGUGACGUUGACAUCCGAAAGGAUUUGUAUGCUAACACUGUUCUCUCAGGUGGUACCACCAUGUAUCCAGGUAUUGCUGAUCGUAUGCAAAAGGAAAUCACCGCAUUGGCACCAUCAACUAUUAAGAUCAAGAUUAUUGCACCACCAGAACGUAAAUACUCCGUAUGGAUUGGUGGUUCAAUUUUGGCAUCAUUGUCCACCUUCCAGGCUAUGUGGAUUUCAAAAGCUGAAUAUGAUGAAAGCGGCCCAUCAAUUGUUCACCGUAAAUGCUUCUAAAUGUGCUAAAACAACACAAAAGAAAAUCAUCGAACGAAACGUAAUAAUUCAGUGUUUUCUCAUUGCGGCUUGUGUCGAGUGAUUUCACACUCAUGUACAGCUAUCAUGCCAAAGAUCACAAAUAAUAAUAAAAAUUUCGUUGUUAAAAAGAAAAAAACAAACAAACAAUUUUUACCAAUUUUAUCUCAAAAAAAGUCGAAGAAUUAAGCAAAACAAUCAAAAAAAUUUAAGAUUUCAGAAAUAAAAAUAAUUUGAAUGAUGUCAUUGUGACGAAUUUUUUGUUCUAUUUCAUUAAUAUUCGUUGAAAUAUCUAGGCUAAAAUUUACUUACUCGUGCAAAAAUCAUGAAAUUCAAUCGCAUGACACAAUUUACAAACGCAAGAUGGGUUGAUAUUAGAAACUAUUCUGUUAAUGUCAUUCAAAUGCAAUUCAUUUAAUGAGACAUCGUAUGUGUCAGUCUUGUCGUCGUUAUUUCAACAGCUUUGCGGUAUGUGCAACAGAAACAUUGUCAACAUUUUUUACUAUACUAAACACAAUAAUAGGGUGAAGGCUUGGUUUCUAUAAACGUUGCAUAUAUUUUAAGCGGCGCUCGAUCCCAUCUUUUGAAUUCGGUUUCGUAUCAAAGUUUAUCUCAUUUGGGUGGUAAAUUAAAGACCAGUGUACUAUUUAACAUCAAUAAACAAAUGACAUUUGAAACAA